CAGUGGGACCUUAGGCGAGGGGAAGGAGCAUCCCAGAAAGGGGGUCCUGACUCUGGGGACCUCAGCACCUGCCGCAGCUGCCCAGCCUCCUGCUGGGGCCCUGACAUCGCCAGGCAAUGGGACUUUGACUUAACUGAGGAAGGAAGGAUCCGGUCUGGAGGCAGAUCACGAUGAGGACCUAGGGCAUCUGCCAGCUGACUAUCCCCCCUGGCCUGGAGUGACCAUGGCCCCCCGCAAGAGGAGCCGCCAUGGCCUGGGCUUCUUGUGCUGCUUUGGGGGCAGUGGCCUCCCUGAGAUCAACCUCCGAGACAACCACCCUCUGCAGUAUAUGGAGUUUUCAAGUCCUAUCCCGAACCAAGAGGAGCUCAAUGUCCGCUUCGCAGAGCUGGUGGAUGAAUUGGAUCUCACCGACAAAAACCGAGAGGCUGUGUUUGCACUGCCUCCGGAGAAGAAAUGGCAGAUCUACUGCAGCAAGAAGAAGGAGCAGGAGGACCCCAACAAGCUGGCAACCAGCUGGCCUGACUAUUACAUCGACCGCAUCAACUCUAUGGCUGCCAUGCAGAGUCUGUAUGCCUUUGAUGAGGAAGAGACGGAGAUGAGGAACCAAGUUGUGGAAGACCUGAAGACAGCUCUCCGGACACAACCCAUGAGGUUUGUGACACGCUUCAUUGAGCUGGAGGGUUUGACCUGUCUGCUGAAUUUCCUCCGGAGCAUGGACCACGCCACCUGCGAAAGUCGCAUCCACACCUCCCUCAUUGGUUGCAUCAAGGCUCUGAUGAACAACUCCCAGGGGCGAGCGCAUGUGCUGGCACAGCCCGAGGCCAUCAGCACCAUUGCACAGAGUCUGCGCACAGAGAACAGCAAGACCAAGGUGGCCGUGCUGGAGAUCCUGGGUGCCGUGUGCUUGGUGCCUGGAGGCCACAAGAAGGUGCUGCAAGCCAUGCUCCACUACCAGGUGUACGCAGCUGAGCGGACACGCUUUCAGACACUGUUGAAUGAGCUAGACCGAAGUUUGGGCCGGUACCGGGAUGAAGUGAAUCUGAAAACAGCUAUCAUGUCCUUCAUCAACGCUGUCCUCAAUGCUGGAGCUGGAGAGGAUAAUCUGGAGUUCCGCCUUCAUCUACGGUAUGAGUUCCUGAUGCUGGGGAUCCAACCUGUGAUUGACAAACUCCGGCAGCACGAGAAUGCCAUCCUGGACAAGCAUUUAGACUUCUUUGAGAUGGUCCGGAAUGAGGAUGACCUGGAGCUAGCCAGGAGGUUUGACAUGGUCCACAUUGACACCAAGAGUGCUUCCCAGAUGUUUGAGCUGAUCCACAAGAAGCUAAAGCACACCGAGGCCUACCCCUGCUUGCUAUCUGUUCUACACCACUGCCUUCAGAUGCCCUACAAGCGGAACGGUGGCUAUUUCCAGCAGUGGCAGCUCCUGGACCGGAUCCUUCAACAGAUUGUCCUCCAGGAUGAGAGGGGUGUGGACCCUGACCUGGCUCCCUUGGAGAACUUCAACGUCAAGAACAUUGUCAACAUGCUCAUCAAUGAGAAUGAAGUGAAACAGUGGCAAGACCAGGCAGAGAAGUUCCGGAAAGAACACAUGGAGUUGGUGAGCAAGCUAGAGAGGAAGGAGCGAGAAUGUGAGACAAAGACAUUGGAGAAGGAAGAGAUGAUGCGGACACUGAACAAGAUGAAGGAUAAACUGGCCCGAGAGUCCCAGGACCUGCGCCAGGCUCGAGGACAAGUGGCAGAACUGGUAGCCCAACUCAGUGAAAUCUCAACAGGACCUGUAUCUUCCCCACCUCCCCCUGGGGGCCCACUUACCUUGUCUUCCUCAAUGACAACCAAUGACCUGCCUCCACCUCCGCCCCCUCUCCCAUUUGCCUGCUGUCCUCCACCUCCACCACCACCUCUUCCACCUGGUGGGCCUCCCACUCCCCCCGGUGCCCCACCGUGCUUCAGCAUGGGCCUGCCUCUCCCUCCAGACCCCUGCCCCAGCAGUGACAUCCCACUCAGGAAGAAGUGUGCUCCCCAGCCUUCCCAUCCACUGAAGUCCUUCAACUGGGUCAAGCUGAAUGAGGAACGUGUCCCUGGCACUGUAUGGAAUGAGAUUGAUGACAUGCAGGUAUUUCGGAUUCUGGACCUAGAGGACUUUGAAAAAAUGUUUUCAGCUUAUCAGAGGCACCAGGAGCUGAUAACUAAUCCUUCUCAGCAGAAAGAGCUGGGCUCCACAGAGGACAUCUACCUGGCCUCCCGCAAGGUCAAAGAGCUAUCAGUCAUUGACGGCCGAAGGGCACAGAACUGCAUCAUCCUUCUCUCUAAGUUGAAGCUUUCUAAUGAGGAGAUCCGACAGGCCAUCUUGAAGAUGGACGAACAGGAGGACCUUGCUAAGGACAUGCUGGAGCAGCUCCUCAAGUUCAUCCCAGAGAAAAGUGACAUCGACCUCCUUGAGGAGCACAAGCAUGAGAUAGAGCGGAUGGCCCGUGCUGACCGCUUCCUCUAUGAAAUGAGCAGGAUCGACCACUACCAGCAGCGACUGCAGGCCCUGUUCUUUAAGAAGAAGUUCCAGGAGCGGCUGGCUGAAGCCAAGCCCAAAGUGGAAGCCAUCCUGCUGGCCUCCCGGGAGCUGAUCCGCAGCAAGCGCUUAAGGCAGAUGCUUGAGGUCGUCCUGGCCAUUGGCAACUUCAUGAACAAAGGGCAGCGUGGGGGUGCCUAUGGUUUCCGGGUGGCCAGCCUCAACAAGAUCGCAGAUACCAAGUCCAGCAUUGACAGAAACAUCUCUCUGCUCCAUUACCUGAUCAUGAUCCUGGAGAAGCACUUCCCUGACAUCCUAAACAUGCCCUCAGAGCUACAGCAUCUUCCAGAAGCCGCCAAAGUCAACCUGGCAGAGCUGGAGAAGGAGGUGGGCAACCUCAGGAGGGGCCUCAGAGCAGUUGAGGUGGAGCUAGAAUAUCAGAAGCGCCAGGCACGGGAACCGAAUGACAAGUUUGUCCCAGUCAUGAGUGACUUCAUCACCGUCUCCAGCUUUAGCUUCUCAGAGCUGGAAGACCAACUGAAUGAGGCCAGGGACAAGUUCUCCAAGGCCCUGAUACACUUUGGGGAGCAGGACAGCAAGAUGCAGCCAGACGAAUUCUUCGGAAUCUUUGACACCUUCCUGCAGGCCUUCUUGGAGGCCCGGCAGGACCUGGAGGCGAUGAGGAAGAGGAAAGAAGAGGAGGAACGGCGGGCACGCAUGGAAACCAUGCUGAAGGAACAGAGGGAGCGGGAGCGGUGGCAGCGGCAGCGGAAGGCCCACGCAGGCAGCGCGCUGGAGGAAGGUGGCGAGUUCGACGACCUGGUAUCAGCCCUGCGCUCAGGCGAAGUGUUUGACAAGGACUUAUGCAAGCUGAAGCGCAGCCGCAAGCGGUCAGGGAGCCAGGCCCUGGAAGUCACCCGGGAACGGGCAAUAAGCAGGCUAAAUUAUUGACCUGGGGACUGGCCACCGCAGGAGGCAGGAGACAAGGGUGGGCUGAGGGGCUGAGCGGAGGUGGCCGUGAUCCUUAGGCAAUUUGGUGCUCGGUUGCAAUGAGCCCUGGGCUGGGCCCUGGGGUGGGGGCAGUGCGUGGCAGGACCAGGGGUCCUCGCACUUACCUGGAGGGGCUCCUCACAUCUCCUGUUCCGUUAUUCUUUCUGCAUCCCGGUCCCCCAGGGUCACUCCAAGGCGGACUUAGACAUCCCUGGCAGGCCCUGCUGAAAGAGCCCUGCCCCCCGCCCCCCCUCCCCCCCCCCCCUGGCCCCAGCAAGGGCACAUACGUGUUGGCACACAACUGUUCCAGAUCUGGACUGGACAGGUCCACAGGCCUUGUCCGGAUUUCAUGUGCAGUAGGGAGUUCAUGGUGGGGUGGGCCCCCUGAGAGCCAGGGUGAGAGAAUGCAGGCCCCCAUCCCCCAAGAGGAGGCUUAAUGGAACAUGGAUCUGGGAGCAAACUUUCCUCUUGGAUGGAAAAGGAAGAGGUAUUAGAUAGUCUAGCUAGAUAGGUUUCAGAAAAAGUGCUGGGAAGACGAUAGAGUCAUCAGGACACAGAGUAGCAGUGCUUGUUUCCUACAUCACAAGUCCUUUGGCCCCUCUCUCGAAUGUCUUAAGUCUCUCUCCCUUCCUUCCCUACCGCCAUCUCCCUCCUAUCUACUAAUCCUGAAUCUCAGAAUGCUCACCUUUGGGUUCCCACAGCUAUGGCUCACGAUCAGGUACUUGAUGAAUCUGGUAAGGGGUUCAAGAAAGACCCCGAUCAUCACCACACCUCGUGCCUUGGGCCUAGGGACCCUGGAACAAAGAUCUCCUCACACAUCCUCUGUACAACCCAACCAUUGUCUUGAAGUGGGACAGUGACCACACCUGUUGGCUGGGAAUUCUGAUAGCCCCUCACUAGAGGGCAGCACUUGAAUGCCUAGCUCCGCUCUGGUGCUAUACCUGGUCUACCACUUCCUGUUCAUCAGACCCCAAACUCUUUCUCUAAGGUCUAUCUCAGGGCAGAAGCCACGGGGACCUCCCCCUCUGUCCAGCCUGCGGAAGACUGUUUCAAACCACGUGGACCUGGCUAAGGCCGGCCCUGGGGUGUCCUGAGAUGGUCCAAAGGGCCAGAGUUGCCCUCUGCAUUUACAUGCGAUCACUGAGGCAUUCAGACUGGGGGCCAGAGCAGGCAGGGGAAGCUAGGGAGAUGGGAUAUGGAGAAGGUCCAGUUUCCCGGGACGUGCACUGCCUGAAGGAACCAAGGACAGAAGGCUGGGUACCACAGAUGGGAUGGGGGCUGGGACCAACCUCUCAAAGUCAGUUCUUCAAUCUGACUUCCCAGGGGUCCAUUCUGGUCCUCCCAUCCACUCCCACCUUCCAUUCUGUCCAUCUUGAGCUGUCCUUGGUUGGGGGUGGGGUAGGGAACAAUGGCUAUGUCUAAACAAAACUUCUGAAAGAAGGAAAGGUCAACUCCAUCAAGGUUUGUCUUUUCAAUCCAUUUCUUUGCCCUAGAGUUGACCUAUUAUCCUUAGAGUCCGGCCUGCCUGACCCUCGAUCAACCAGCUCCUUGCCUUUCUAUCUCCCGGCCCUUCUCUUUGUUUCUCACCUUCCAACCUACUUCUCCAGCUCAGGGUUAUUGCCAGUGGCCACACUGGUGGGCUAGGCCCACUCCUCAGCUGCUUAUCUUUUCCCUACAUCAGACUCUUGGGGUAGGGCCAGAGUAGCUGCGGGGGCGGGGGGGGCGGGGGGGGCGGGCAUAGUGUUGGUGAGCCCAGCAUGUGUUGGUUUGGGGGGGUGGAGGGAUGUGAGCAAAUGCAAGCCUGGCCAGGCUAGAGGGGAAGAGGCCAUCCUGGAGUCCAGGUGAAGGCAAGAUGAAGGCUUCGAGGAAGAACAGCUGCAGAGGGCUUUGUUAUACCCAUCUGUCUACCUGACAGCCCCCCCCCCCCCGCAGAAGCUGGCGUUGGGAUGAUGGGAAGGUCAUGGGUGGGGUCUCUGAAGGUUCUCUCCCAAACUGGCUGGGCUGAGGUCAACCUCCCCUGCAGGGGACAGGGGAGGGCUCCACUUCUAUCACCAGCAUGUCCAAACUGUGGCAUUCCCACUCGCCAUGGAAGACUGGAUACGCACCAGGAAAGACAAGGAAUAUAGAAGUCGUUCAAGACAUUUUGGAUCCACAGAAAAGCACACUUUGGUUUACCUGUUUACAGAGGACACAUACCUGGUUCCAGGGCUCAGGCUUCUCACCCCGAAAGAUUUUUUUCCUUCUCUAUUUAUUAUUUCCUAGCUCUGGCCAGUAGAAUAGCCAGAUCUACAACAGUGCCUUGGACCAUACACCACCACAGUUGCCUCAGCAAGGGGCUGGGGCCCCGUGGAGAUGGUGGAGGAGUUGGUCCUGGAUAUGCUAAAUGUUUACGCCUAUUUGUUCCUUAGGCUUUCCUCAGUGUCCUUCCCACCCUCCUGCUCCCUUCAGGUGAAUUCCUCCAGCUAACUUUGUGUCCCUUGUAAAAUUCAGUUAACCUAAUCCAACCUGCCCCCUUCUCAGCAGCAGCACUCACACCUCCUUCCCGGUGUGUCUGGGGCAGCAGGAGGAAAAACAAUUCUCCAGGUGGGGAGGGAAGGGUCUGGUCCAGGCUCUCCCACCCCCAUCCCAUCUUUACCAACUGGGGUGCCAUUUUCCUCCAGCCUCUACCAGGGAUACCGCCAUGCCCUGGCUGCUUUCACCAAGCUGUCUCAGAUGACAAGUGAGGCUAAUGUACAAAAUCUGCAGCGUCCUUUUUACCUGCACCAUUUUUAUAAGAAUAUAUUGUAAUACUAAAAAAAUAUUAAAUCCAUACCAUCCCCAUCCA
Messenger RNA from Zalophus californianus (California sea lion), 6317 nucleotides. RefSeq names its product dishevelled associated activator of morphogenesis 2 (gene DAAM2). Lineage: Eukaryota; Metazoa; Chordata; Mammalia; Carnivora; Otariidae. Gene Ontology annotation, molecular function: small GTPase binding; actin binding. Bases 224 to 3454 code for a protein of 1076 amino acids. Gene Ontology annotation, biological process: positive regulation of canonical Wnt signaling pathway; negative regulation of oligodendrocyte differentiation; actin cytoskeleton organization. The record is from RefSeq and is a predicted model, not a curated record. The transcript is spliced from 26 exons.